This is a messenger RNA of Aureobasidium namibiae CBS 147.97, 297 nucleotides long. RefSeq lists its product as uncharacterized. Gene Ontology annotation, molecular function: zinc ion binding; DNA-binding transcription factor activity, RNA polymerase II-specific. The transcript is spliced from 2 exons. Gene Ontology annotation, biological process: regulation of DNA-templated transcription. The annotation marks the transcript as partial. Lineage: Eukaryota; Fungi; Ascomycota; Dothideomycetes; Dothideales; Saccotheciaceae. The record is from RefSeq and is a predicted model, not a curated record.
GCUUGUGAUGCGUGUCGAAAUCGGAAGACCAAGUGCAAUGGCAGCCGCCCAUCCUGCCAACAGUGUUGCACACGAGGACUCGCCUGCAUAUAUGCCGCCGAACCAGAUGCACCUCCGAUCGUCGCACUCAAACGCAAACACGAAGCAUUAAAGCGUCAAAGUUUGGGCGAACAUGAGGUAAUUAGUCGCCUCAAAUCUGUCUCUGACCGCGACGCCCAGCGCAUGCUAGGCUUGCUUCGCGCAGGCGAAGACAUCGAUGCGGUUUUGCAACUCGCUCAGGGACUGAAGGAUCUACCA